Molecule: messenger RNA, 1152 nt
Organism: Penaeus monodon (black tiger shrimp)
Lineage: Eukaryota; Metazoa; Arthropoda; Malacostraca; Decapoda; Penaeidae
Product: piggyBac transposable element-derived protein 3-like
Exons: 4
Coding region: 1-1152 (383 amino acids)
Source: RefSeq, a predicted model, not a curated record
AUGUACUGGCAAAAGAAAACAAGGAUUUCUGUUAUAGCUGAUGCCAUGAGUCGUGACAUGUUUUCAGUAAUCAUAGCUUCUCUGAAAGUCUUUGAUGAGAGUCUGUUGAAUGCAGCACAGAGGAAAUCAGACAGAUUUCAUAAGAUAAGACCACUCAUAGAUUGUGUUCGUUCACGCUGUUUGGAGUUAGACAGACCUCAGUAUGUCUCAGUUGAUGAAAUGAUCAUUCCAUUUACAGGCAGAACACACCUUAAGCAAUUUACACCUCGGAAACCAAACCCACAUGGCCUAAAGAUCUUUGUUUUAGCUAGUAGUGAUGGCCAAGUCCUAGAUUUUGAGUUUUUUCAGGGUAAGGAAGACUUGCUUUUGAAUGUACAAAGAACUGGACUUCAUCUUCCAGAGUGGGGUACCCUUAAGAUAGGAGAAGCUGCAGUCCUAAGAUUUGUAAAGUCAGUCAGUAGAGGUACUAGUUUCUUCUUUGAUAGGUUUUUUACUACACCUAAGCUCUUAGAAAUUCUCUCAUCAUUAGGAAUGGGAGCUACAGGGACAAUGAAGAAGAACCUUGUGCCAAAACAGUGUCGAUUGAAGACAGAGAAUCAGUUAAAGAGAUCCGGCAGAGGUUCCUCUGACUGUGCAGUGAGAGAUGAUUCUGCUUUUUGUAUAACUGUAUGGUUUGACAAAAAAAACAUCAUCUUAGCAUCUAAUGAACAUAGUAUUCAGCCAGUAUCUACUUGUCAGAGGUGGUGUAAAAGAGAAAAACGCCACUUAGAAGUGGAACGUCCUAGGGUUGUUGAGCUAUACAACUCAAAGAUGGGGGGCGUUGAUAUUAUUGAUCAGUAUGAUUUUAAAUUGGAAAUAGCUUAUUCUUUGAUUUCUGAAGAAGUUCUAAAUGAUGACAACAGUGAGUCUGAGAUUUCAGAGGAGCAUGAUGACAUUUCUAGAAAAAGAACAAGGCCCCUUCCCAUUGCUGCAAAGCGUACUAACAGUGCAUGCCAUAUGCCUGAUGCAUUACCCCCUUAUGCUUCUAGAACGAGAUGUCGAUAUCCAGGGUACACUGCAGUCAAAAGCCCCGAUGGACCAAAUUUGGGCCAAAAUUUAAAGGUCAAUAUCUCUAGAACUACUCAUGAUACACAUCUAAAAAUAUGCAUGUAG